GGCCGUCCAGUGCUUCCAGGUUUUCCAUGGUGGUCUAACUUCAAUUGGCUCAUAAUUUCAACAUCGAAAAAAAACAAUCAUUAAAUUAUUACUAAAAACUGCUUAUAUGAUUAGGCUUCACAUUGAAAAAUCUAAUUCCUAUACAAGGUCAACAUUAUCAAAUUUUUUGUGUGCUAACCACAAUGAAGUCUCAUCUUACAUGUCGUUUCGUGAACACUUUCAAGAGGUCAAGUUACAGAUCAGACCAUGAUCUAUUUUGCUUUGUGAUGUUUACCAAUCCAAAUUAAGACUAGGUAGGGGUGAUGAAUUUAUUAUGUCAAUCGAUCUAGUCUGUCUGCCCUGAAAAAUUGAGUGAUUGUCAUUAUAACCAAUCAGGGAGCUUGAUUCUUCCAUUUUAUUCAGCUAAAUACUUGAACGAAGGCCGGCAUUACAGUUAAACGGGAGAAUCGUUCGGGACGCUUUGCAACCAUGGUGGGUCAUUUAAUAAUUUAUAGCAUGAAGUGAGUGUAUUUAAUAUGUAAAACGUUGUUGUAUUCAAUUAUUCCAUGGUGAACAACGUUGUGAUCUUCAUACAACUAAAAUGGAUUUUAUUUCGCCACAUAAGUAUUCACUAGAUCCAGUUUACUCGUCCCACUCAUGUUUCUGCUAGUAGCAUAAAGCAAUCACGUACUUGCACCUUAUUUAAGCUGCAUUACAGUUGGAGCAUGCUGUUUGAUUUUUUAACAUCGAAUAUGAGUCAUCAUGUAACUAAGUUAAAUUCAAAUGAAUAAAUAGAAUUAACUAUUUUUAACAUUGUUCCUAUUUCAUUGUAUGAGUCUUCAUUAUCAACAACAUGGACUGGGUCACACGCGAAUGUAUCAGUCUACAUGUUGGUCAAGCCGGAACCCAGAUGGGCGAUUCUUGUUGGGAGCUCUACUGCCUCGAACAUGGAAUACAACCUGAUGGCAAGGUCCCUAGUGACUCAACUAUUAAAAACGAUAACGAUUCUUUCAGUACGUUCUUCAGCGAGACUAGCUACGGUCGUUAUGUCCCACGUGCUGUUUUCGUAGACUUGGAACCUUCAGUUAUUGACAGACUGAGAACAGGCUCUUAUAAGCAGUUGUUCCAUCCUGAACAAAUGAUAAGCGGAAAAGAAGAUGCUGCUAAUAAUUAUGCCCGUGGCCACUACACAGUUGGCAAAGAGUUGGUCGAUCAGGUUCUAGAUCGUAUUCGGAAAUUAUCUGAAAGGUGCACAGGACUCCAAGGUUUCUUAGUGUUCCAUUCAUUUGGUGGAGGUACGGGAUCUGGUUUUACAUCUCUAUUGAUGGAACGUCUUUCGGUUGACUUCGGUAAAAAAGCUAAGCUGGAGUUCGCUGUAUAUCCAGCUCCUCAUAUCUCAACAGCUGUUGUUGAACCUUACAACUCUAUUCUUACCACACAUACAACACUAGAACAUUCAGAUUGUGCUUUCAUGGUUGAUAAUGAAGCUAUUUAUGAGAUAUGUCGUCGAAAUUUGACCAUUGAUCGACCAACAUACAGCAAUCUUAACCGGUUAAUCGGACAAAUUGUUAGCUCCAUUACUGCUUCUCUCCGAUUCAGUGGUGCUUUGAACGUAGAUUUGAACGAGUUUCAAACCAAUUUGGUUCCAUAUCCCCGUAUCCACUUUCCAUUAACAACAUAUGCACCCAUUAUAUCAGCAGAAAAGGCAUUCCAUGAACAACUGAGUGUUUCAGAAAUUACAAAUUCGUGUUUUGAACCUGCUAAUCAAAUGGUUAAAUGUGACCCAAGAAAUGGAAAAUAUAUGGCUUGUUGUUUGUUAUACCGAGGUGACGUUGUUCCUAAAGACGUAAAUGCAGCAAUUGCAAAUAUCAAAACUAGAAGAUCAAUUCAGUUUGUUGAUUGGUGUCCCACUGGCUUUAAAGUUGGUAUUAACUAUCAACCACCGACUGUUGUUCCUGGGGGAGAUUUGGCAAAGGUACAGCGUGCAGUGUGUAUGCUUAGUAAUACUACUGCGAUUUCGGAGGCCUGGGCUCGUUUGAAUCGGAAGUUUGAUCUCAUGUAUGCUAAACGCGCAUUCGUUCAUUGGUAUGUUGGCGAAGGUAUGGAGGAAGGCGAGUUCUCAGAAGCUCGUGAGGACCUGGCUGCUCUAGAAAGAGAUUACGAGGAAGUUGCUUCGGAUACUGUAGAUGCACACUCUGAUGAUGGCGGAUUUUAAUGUUAUUUAACUACUACUUAAAAUAUAUUUUUUUACACCUCAGUAA
Schistosoma rodhaini is the source of this 2240-nucleotide messenger RNA. The record is from the annotation of a GenBank genome assembly. Lineage: Eukaryota; Metazoa; Platyhelminthes; Trematoda; Strigeidida; Schistosomatidae.